UCCGGAAGUGAGGCGUUUAUUGACAAUAUGGCGUGCGGGCCAGUUGAGAUGGAACUGGAUAAUUUUCGCGUUUUCCAGUGAAUUCAGAUGUUGAUGGUCGAAGCGAAAGCUGCGAAUAUCAAUUGGUUAUGAAUGAAAGGAGACGGGAGAUCUCGGGAUGUUGUCUCUGAGCUGAACAGUUCACAGCUUCACAUUUAUCAUGUCGUUCUUCAGGCGGAAAGCUAAAGGAAAGGAACCCGAGCGACCAGCAGACCCCAAAGCCAGCAAAGCCCCAGUGUCACCACACUCCCCAUCUUUCAGUGGCCGUAAUAAUCAUGCUAUAUUGGAAGCGGCGGGGCCCAGCCAUGUGGCUAUCAAUGCUAUCUCAGCCAACAUGGACUCCUUUGCACGUGGCCGUACCGCCAUCCUCAAGAAACAGCCCAGCCACAUGGAGGCAGCGCACUUUGGAGACCUAGGUCGCUCCAGUGUCAACUACCUAGUUCAGGAGACACGUUCUCGGCUGUCCAAAACCCUAGACCAGAUCUUGCGGGAUAAUGUGGCCAUGCCCUACUUCAUUCAGCUUAUGGAGACCCGUUCGGCUGACCACCUGGUCCGCUUCUGGUUUGAGGCUGAGAGCUUUCGUUCCACCAGCUGGUCCAGGAUAAGAGCGCACAGCCUCAACACAGUCAAACAAAGCACCUUAGCUGAGCCUACAACCGCUCCGGUAUCACCCGACUCUCCGGACUCCCCCUACGACCCCGGAAGAGCAUCGGCUCUGGACGAGGAUGGAAGCGAGGACCCUUUCCCCUCCCGGACUUCCUCCAGACCCCAAACCCCCAGCCCCCAGGAUACUAACCUUACUGGGGCUCUGAUAGGGCACCGGAACUCCAUUAGCUCAGAGGGGGUGGCCCGGCCUGGUACCCCCCAGUUUCAGCCUACGUUACGGUCAGAAACACCCACCAGACAGUCCGCCUCUAGGACAGGCACUCCAGUUAAAGGCCAGACUACCGGUGGUCUGCGUGAGCUCUUGGACAAACUUAUGAAAGGUAUAGAGAGAGAUGCCGUUAGCAUUUUCACUAAAUACAUAUCUCCAGAUGCUGCUAGGCCAAUUCCCAUAACAGAACAGAUACGCAAUGACAUUGUGGCGAAAAUCUGUGGGGAGGACGGACAGGUGGACCCAAAUUGUUUUGUCAUCGCACAGUCAGUCGUCUUCACUAUCGUAGAACAACAGCACUUUAAUGAGUUCUUGCGCAGCCAUUAUUUCUGUAAAUAUCAGAUUGAGGUUCUGACCAGCGGUUCUGUGUUCCUGGCGGACAUCCUGUUCUGUGAAUCGGCCCUCUUCUACUUCUCUGAGUACAUGGAGAAGGAAGAUGCAAUGAAUGUGCUGCAGUUCUGGCUGGCUGCGGAAAAUUUCCAAGAUCAGUUGGCAGCCAAGAAUGGCCAGUAUGAUGGACAGGAGGCCCAGAAUGAUGCCAUGAUCCUUUAUGACAAGUAUUUUUCACUCCAAGCCACAAAUCCGUUGGGUUUCGGUGACUCUGUAAGAAUGGAGAUUGAAUCCAAUAUCUGUCGAGAGGGUGGACCUCUCCCAGACUGCUUCGACACUCCUUUAAGACAGGCCUGGACCACUAUGGAGAAGGUUUACAUGCCAGGGUUUCUGUCCAGCAACCUUUACUACAAGUAUUUAAGCGACCUUAUCAACUCCGUGCGGGUGGAUGAGUUUGUCGGAGGAAAUGCCAACACUCCGAGCCUGGGCUGGACCCCGGAAAGCGACCGGAACUCAAGUGUCACGGAGGGUUCGCAAGGCCAGCAAGGUACUAAAAAAGCUGCGAUCAAGAUACUGAAGAACUUCGAUGAGGCGAUAACGGUGGACAUCGCCAGUCUUGAUCCAGAAUCUCUCUACCAGAGACCAUACGCUGGAAGAAUGACCUUUGGAAAGGUGAAUGAACUGGGUCAGUUCAUAAGAGAGGCAGAGCCAGAACCAGAUGUGAAGAAGUCCAAGGGUUCCAUGUUUUCACAAGCAAUGAAGAAAUGGGUGCAAGGCGACUCGGACGAGGCUCAAGAGGAAAUGGCGUGGAAGAUUGCAAAGAUGAUCGUCAAUGAUGUCAUGCUACAGGGACAACAUGGCAGUCCUGAAGUGAAGGCAACAAAACUAUGACCCUCUCCUUCUGUGUGGAUCCCACUCGUAUACCCCCGCUGAGCCCCUCAACCUAGUGGCUGCAGACAGAAAAGGACCUGAAGAUCUAUGCUGAUUUUAACCACGUUAGCUUAUCAGUGAGGACAGACAAAAGCAUUCCGUGAUUUCCUGCAUGUUUGUGUGUGUGCGUGUGUGUGUGUAUGAGUGUGAAUGUUUGGGAUAUGGACACUAAUAGCCAAAAUGCAGUCAUGACCGCCCCAUCAUUUUGAAGCGCUCUGAAGGACUUUUGUUUAUUUUUUGAAGAGCGAACGAGCUGAACCACAUACCUAAACCAGUACACAAACUCCACAGAAUGAACUCCGAACCAGGCUUGAAGAAUAUUGAAACAAGCUGAGGAAUUUCUGCCAACCAACACGCAAUGCACAGGAACCCAAAACCUGUGUUAAGUUCAUAUUAUCUUAUUUUUUAGUUGGCAUCUCUCUUUUAUCUUUUCAUUCACUCCCUUGUUUUAAAGAACAGCUAUGAAGUUAUUAGGUCUUUUUAGUAGAAAGAAAAUGCAAAAAAAGAACUGCGAAUUUACCCAAGGUGACUAUGUACAGUUUUAUUUACAGAUUUACUGUAGGACCAUCCCGUGCUGAUGUUACAGUUGAAACUGGAAACUUUGGCCUGGUAAAUGUUCCCCCGAUUUCCCCCCUUGAAUUCAUUCUAGAACCCUCUACCGAUCUGAUUCUAGAUCAGUGCAGACUGUAGAAAUACUCCACGCAAACUGAACUGCUAGGGUAAUGUUUAUCUCCUGUAUAAAUGUGGAUUUCUGGUUUACCACCAUAUAUUAAUGUUAGUUAUUUUUAUGGUGAUUGUCUCUUUAUGUUUUUCUUCUUGAAUGAUAUGUCAAAACUCUGUCGGAGCAGAUCUCAAUGAUUACCGUUACUUUUGAACCGUGUGCUUUUCGAACAUGUUCAAGUUGUUGCUUUGGUCCUCAUUGAGAUGUGGGCAAGAAACAGGCAAAAGACUUUUGGUACUAUGUACCACUAAUAUGUUUUCUGACAUAUAUGUGUACUUAAUCUAUAAUAUAUUUAAAUGUGUUUGAUUUAAAUACAUAUAUUGUUGAAAUGUC
Molecule: messenger RNA, 3227 nt
Organism: Triplophysa dalaica
Lineage: Eukaryota; Metazoa; Chordata; Actinopteri; Cypriniformes; Nemacheilidae
Gene: akap10
Product: A kinase (PRKA) anchor protein 10
Exons: 15
Coding region: 200-2134 (644 amino acids)
Biological process (GO): intracellular protein localization
Cellular component (GO): plasma membrane
Molecular function (GO): protein kinase A binding
Source: RefSeq, a predicted model, not a curated record